GUGGCGGUUAUGACCAUCGUUAAAUGUAGAAAAUAACAGAAUCGCCCAGUCUUUGGAAGCAGUGUCAUCUGGAACAACAAUGGACAUACAUAUUAUUUUUUACAUAUUUGCGACCCUCGCUGCUUUGUGUCACGGGGACCAGGAGCCCAUGGUGCGAGAAACGCGUGUGGUGAAUGGACGUACGAUCCGGCGCUCUGAGUGGCCCUUUCUGGUGUCCCUGCACUACCUGAAACCGUUCCCGUUCACUCGGAACACCCAUAUGAAACAUUUGUGUGGCGGGACGCUUAUUCACCCCGAAUGGGUCCUAACGGCUGGACAUUGCGUCGGGUUUUUUGAGGAGCUGUCCGACGUUGGCAAUUGGAAAGUAGUGCUUGGUGAACACAAUCAGUACCUGAAAGACCCCGGGGAGCAGACAGUCGACCCUGAGAAGUUCGUCGUCCACCCGGACUUCCAACCUCACGACACACACACCCUGCUCAACGACAUAGCACUGAUUAAGCUGUCACGUGCGGCGAACGUUAGUACGACAUACGUACGCGAGAUUCCGGUGACCUCACAGAAGGUUGAAGAGCUCACCAAGUGCCAGAUAGGUGGCUGGGGGCAGGUCUCCAACGAGCCGUACGGUUACGGGAUGUACAUCCCGUUGAAGACAACACUGUUCGUCCUCAACAACGCCACUUGCAGCCUUAUAUAUGGCGAAGUAGAAUACGAGGAGGGUGGCAUCCGGAUGGUCGUAGAUGACAGCGUCAUCUGCGCCGGCAUUCCCGACGCCGCGCGGACCGGUGUCUACCUUGACGAAGACGGAUAUAACGAUGCAUGCAACGGUGACUCUGGAUCACCGCUAAUUUGCCCGACUGGACCGGAAGGCAGCUUCGAGGUGGCGGGCGUGGUCUCCGCCGGGAAGGGGUGUGGCACGGGGAAAUUUCCUGGUCUCUACACCAAGGUUUCUCACUUCUAUGAGUGGAUCAACCAAGUCAUCAAUAAUGAAUAAUUCAAAUGUACAUGUCAGACUGUGUGUCUACCUCGUUAUCUCAUAUAUACAACUAUGGGUGCACAUGGAAACGUAUUAAGGCAAACAUUACAUCUUGCAUUUCGACCUGUACAUCUUGCAUUCUAACUUGUACAUCUUGCAUUCUGACUUGUACAUCUUGCAUUCUAACUUGUACAUCUUGCAUUCUGACUUGAACAUCUUGCUUUAUUGCCUUAAUUCCUUUGGGGCAUGUGUAUUGCUAGCUUCGUUAAAGUUCUUUCGUGUAACUUGGCUGGUCCUUAAUUGACAUUCAACUUUUGCCUAAUAAUACGCUUUCGUUUCUCAAUUUAUUCAUUAAUCUCAGAUAUAAUCGUGGUAAAUAUUCUUAAUUUAGCUAGCGUUUAACUCUUGUCAGUUUCAUAUCUACUUCCUUUCCUGGCUUAGUUUUCGACAAAAGUCAACAAGCCGAAUUUAGUAGCAAGCAUGAUGCAAUACAUAAUACGAGUGUUCCAUAUAAAACUCCAUUUGGCAUUGCGCUUAUAAUGGCGGUAGUUUUCGUAUUUUUUAAAAGAAUAGAUUUUAGAUACGGGACGUUUCAGGUCAAGAGUUUCCGUCCAGCUCCGUAUUAUUUUACGAACUUGCUCCCUCUAGUGUCAAAAAACGGAGCUGUUUUAUAUUCUGCUUCGUGACAUGUUACAAAAUGCUUGCUUACAUGUGCUUUCAGGAGAAUGUGAAGUUUCUGAAAGAUUUGUAACACAUUAUCACACCACCGGUGUUAACUUUGAAAAUAAACUGAAUGGAAUGUAGCCUCAAGUAAGAUGACAAAUAUAACUUAUAAUCCUACAGUUGCUCAGAUGACGAAUUAAGGAUGCAAGCUCACAAAGCAAGAUGCAAGUCAUAAUAUCAGAAAUCAAGAAAGUAAAUGUCAGAAAGCAAAAUGUACAUGUCAGAACACUAGAUGUAAUGUACGUUUAAAUACCCAUCCAUAAGAAAACAGACGAGUGUGUCUUGGGAAUUAUUUUAAGUACAAUAAGUCAGGCUUUUUUUCAUUUAUUACUUUUAAUCAUACAGGUGGAUUAAGUGUUUUGACUAAAAAAAACUAAACAGCUGAACAUUAACAGAAUCUUGGUUGAUUUUGUUUUGAAAUCGCAAAUAAAUGAAUUCAUGUAAAUCGUAUAAUAAACAAAAUAUUAACUACUUUUAACAUAUCAAUACAUUUGCAGUUGUG
Messenger RNA from Mya arenaria, 2198 nucleotides. Its product is annotated as tryptase beta-2-like. Gene Ontology annotation, biological process: proteolysis. Lineage: Eukaryota; Metazoa; Mollusca; Bivalvia; Myida; Myidae. The record is from RefSeq and is a predicted model, not a curated record. Bases 80 to 991 code for a protein of 303 amino acids. Gene Ontology annotation, molecular function: serine-type endopeptidase activity. The transcript is spliced from 6 exons.